UAUUGUCACUAGGUGGCAAUAAUGCUCCGACGAAUGGAAGUCACGCGUUUACAACAAAACGAUGAAAAGAACAUCCGGUUGUUUCAAGAUGGCGCCGCCCGUGGAGGAAAGCGUGAAAGAUCCACCACCUGAGAAAAAGGCUAAAAAAACAAAAAAUCAAGUUGAUGAAUCGGAGCUACUGACUGUACCAGAGGGAUGGAAGGAACCUGCUUUCACCAAAGACGACAACCCCAGAGGUUUACUAGAUGAGAGCAGUUUUGCCACCCUGUUUCCAAAAUACAGGGAAGCAUAUCUGAAAGAAUGUUGGCCCCUUGUACAGAAAGCCCUUGGAGAAGUAUUUAUUAAUGCCAAUUUGGAUUUGAUUGAGGGAAGUAUGACCGUCAAGACCACAAAGAAGACGUUUGAUCCAUAUGCCAUCUUGAGGGCUAGAGAUUUAAUAAAGCUACUGGCACGAAGUGUACCAUUUGAACAGGCUGUCCGAAUACUGCAAGAUGACAUGGCUUGCGACAUCAUAAAGAUCGGCACAUUGGUGCGGAACCGAGAACGCUUUGUAAAAAGAAGACAGAGGCUGAUUGGACCAAAGGGAUCCACAUUGAAGGCUCUGGAGCUGCUCACAAGCUGCUAUGUGAUGGUGCAGGGCAACACAGUAUCAGCCCUGGGUCCCUUCAGUGGCCUCAAAGAGGUGCGGAAAGUGGUGUUGGACACAAUGAAGAACAUCCAUCCUAUUUACAAUAUUAAGACGUUGAUGAUCAAGCGAGAGCUUUCCAGCGACCCCGAGCUGCGCACCCAGAGCUGGGAACGCUUCCUCCCCAAGUUCAGGCACAAGAGCCUGGCCAAGCGCAAGCAGCCCAAGAAGAAGGUGGUGAAGAAGGAGUACACGCCGUUCCCUCCACCACAGCCGGAGAGCAAGAUUGACCAAGAGCUGGCAACAGGAGAAUUCUUCCUACGUGAGAGUGAGAAGAGGAGAAAGAAGAUGAGUGAAAUAAAGGUGAAACAAGCUGAAGCCCUGAGUAAGAGACAGGAGGAACGGAACAAAGCUUUCAUCCCACCCAAAGAGAAGCCUGUAGUGAAGAAGGACAAGAAAGACACAACAGAAUCUAAAAUUGACAUCCAGGCCAUCAAAGACAAAGUGAAAAAAGCUAAGAACAAGAAGCUUGGCGCACCCCCCACCCCUCAGCCCAGACCCUCAGAUGAAAAAAAGAAGAAGAAGAAGAACAAAGGAUAACCAUGAUAACCCGUAACCAUGAGGACCAUUAUUUUCAGUCGACAAGGACAAUGAAGCUGUAAACCACAGUUGUGCCGUGUGUCUUUAUUUCGAUGAAACAAAAACAAACAAAUGGAGUAGAAGUAAUGGAAGAAAUGUUUUAUAAAAGUUUUUUUUAAUAACCUGUAUUCCCUGAAAUAAAACAACUUGUACAUAUCAA
This is a messenger RNA of Alosa alosa (allis shad), 1424 nucleotides long. RefSeq names its product KRR1 small subunit processome component homolog (gene krr1). Lineage: Eukaryota; Metazoa; Chordata; Actinopteri; Clupeiformes; Clupeidae. Bases 62 to 1225 code for a protein of 387 amino acids. Gene Ontology annotation, molecular function: RNA binding. The record is from RefSeq and is a predicted model, not a curated record. The transcript has 10 exons. Gene Ontology annotation, cellular component: nucleolus; small-subunit processome.